Molecule: messenger RNA, 1815 nt
Organism: Colletes gigas
Lineage: Eukaryota; Metazoa; Arthropoda; Insecta; Hymenoptera; Colletidae
Exons: 2
Coding region: 333-1520 (395 amino acids)
Source: RefSeq, a predicted model, not a curated record
GGCGGAGGUUAAUUGUAUACAAUACAAAAGUGCGAAUUCUUUGUUGCGAUAGUUAGAAACGAACUUAUCGCAAGUAUAGCGUAGUUUAAGUACAACCAUUAUCCGAUUACAAUGACAAUUAAUGUUGAAUAAGUAAUGUGUUUUAUUAAGUUUCUGUAGAUUGUAGUUUUCCUUUGCAUAAUAAGAUACUAUUUGCAAAUGAGCUAGUAAUAGAGAAACUUAGUAUCCCUCUAAUGAUUAUGGUAUAUGUGUUACACAUUUUAAGGGCAAAGAUAUGUCCAGAAAAUUAGCACAGUGCAACAAUUUAAAGCAGUUUUUCACCUGCCAACUUCAUGCAAGCAAAUGCAAGUAUGCAUCGGGAGGUUAAUAACUUAAGCAUACUAAAAGAUGAAAGUGAAGAAAAUAAUCUUUUGAUAAUGCAACCGCCUACUAUAAUUCCUAAAUUGAAAACUCAGUCUCUAAACAAUAUAGGAAUUAGGAAACUGAUUCCUGUAACCCAGAUGCAAUUUAAUAAAGCUUUAUCAAAAUUCAACUCUAAUAAAGUACUAAAUUCAAAAUCCAACAGAGCAGUACCAAGUAUUAAGGAUAUGAGUACAAAUACAUUAAAAAAAGUUUCAAAUGUCAAAGUCACAACAAAAGUACCAAUUUUAAAAAUAACUAUAAACAAGCAAUAUAAUAAACCUCCUGUGUCAAAUUUGAAUGAAAGUAAAAAUGUGUUGAAUGUUAUCAAGAAUAUCAAUCAUAGUAAAACGAAUGUAACGAAUAACAAUGCAAAAACUGAUCAAAAAGUUUAUGUACCAAACAUUGUUAUUUCUCCAAAACCAGUUAUAUUCAAGUUAAUACCUAUUGUAGUAGAGAAACCCAUUAAGUGUGAGAGCACUGUAGUGGAAACAAAAAAUACAUGUACAUCAAAAAUUACAUAUACUAGGAAAGGAGAGUUAACAAGAGAUUAUACGCGGAUUCAAACAUCAACAGAAAGAAUACGAUAUCUAUAUACAAAAGCACAACGAGACUGUGAUGUAUUAAGAAUACGCUUGAAAGCAUUAAGGGAGAGGCAUAAACAAGAGGAAGAAGAAAUAAAAAAGUUACAAACACAUUUAGAUAAUCAUUAUAGAAACGCAGAGGAAAAAUCUUGUGUCGAAAUAUCUAUGAGACAUUUCAAAAGAAAAAGAUCGUAUAUGUCGUUAGAAAAUCCAGAGGAGAAAGACGAAUAUGAAAAGUUGCUUAGAGAAGUUAGAAAAAUUAAACAAGAUAUACUAAAUCCAAAAUAUCCUGUCACAGCAUCAAAUAUCGAAUUAGAACAAACAAAUAUAUUUAAUCAUAAUGAGAGUAAAAUAAGGAAAGAAUAUAAAAGACUGAUAAUAAACAAUAUGUCAGAAGCAAAUGUUAUGAAAAGUAGACAGAUAAGUACUAAAAUUUACAACAAUGAUUUUAAAAAACCACAUUUUACAGUUAAAUCUAGUGAUAUUGUAAUACCAAAAGCUGAACAAAAUUUGGAGCUAGUGUUUAUGGAAUCAUGAUAUUUCGAAUGACACAAAUGAAAAAUUAGUUAUUUAAAAUUCUUUGUGCAGUAGCGCCCACUUAAGUGACCACGCUCGGGACCGGCCGCGGUCGCUUAUGUGGGCAUGGUUACUUCUCGGAAUUCAACGGAGAUAAGGAAAGAGGUUAAGUGCGAGUGAGAUACAAUAGCUGGCGCUCGAUACAAUGUAUCGAUAACGACCAACUCGAUAUGUUCGAAGCCGCGAUCACUUGUGUGGGCACUACUGUACAUCUAUUUUGUAUUCUGUAAUAAUGUUUAGUGGUCUUAACCAAGAC